Molecule: messenger RNA, 2337 nt
Organism: Scatophagus argus
Lineage: Eukaryota; Metazoa; Chordata; Actinopteri; Scatophagidae
Gene: trmt1
Product: tRNA methyltransferase 1
Exons: 16
Coding region: 178-2196 (672 amino acids)
Biological process (GO): tRNA N2-guanine methylation
Cellular component (GO): nucleus
Molecular function (GO): metal ion binding; RNA binding
Source: RefSeq, a predicted model, not a curated record
CGCUCCAAACAUGGCCGCUUCCAUGCGCUAACGUGAGAGCGAAGCUCACACACCGAGCCUUAGCGCAGUGAGGGAACAGUUACCGUGCGGCCACCCGUGUCGCUUUUACAGUUAAACCCCUGGCAAUUUAAGAAAGCGGUGUCCACCAGGAGGGCGUGUCGCAGAGGGUGUAACUUUAUGCUGCUGUGGACGGCUCGGCUUUCCCCCUGCGUCAUCUCCCAUCAUCUGCAUCCUUCCUGGACUCAUUCUGCCAGUCAGACGUUUCAUUGGAGCUUAGGCAUUGCUGCUGCUGCUGCUGCCAGUAGGGGCCUGAAAUCCAUGGAACCCCUAAAAGCUCCUCAGGACCCCGAGAUUCCCACCAGCAAACCUCCUCCUGCACCCGCCGAGCCUUCAGCUGAAGCUACGAGCUCGGCAGCCACCGACACCGCAGCAGGCAAGGAGAGGACGUCUGCUGGGGGACUGUUGCCUGGGGAGACGGUGGUUAAGGAGGGCAAGGCAGCCAUCUUGUUUCCCAGUGCUAACGAGGUGUUUUACAACCCAGUCCAGGAGUUUAACAGAGAUUUGACAUGUGCUGUGAUCACAGAGUUUGCCAGAGACGUGCUGGCUCAGCGUGGGGUGAAGGUGGUGGUCCCUGGAGACAAAGACAGGGUGGUGGUCUCCCUCUCAGAGGAGGCCAACGAGACGGACGUGCAGACGGAGGACAAAAACGGAGCGGAGGAGCCAGCUGUAACUGCAACAGUGGGGGAGAAAUGUGAGCGCGGUCUUCGUGUGCUGGAGGGUCUGGCGGCGUCCGGUCUGCGCUCCGUGCGUUUCGCUCUGGAAGUCCCGGGCCUGCAGAGCGUCACCGCCAACGACUUCUCCACCAAGGCGGCGGCGCUGAUCGCCAGGAACGCUGAGUACAACGGAGUCAGCCACCUGCUCCAGGCCAGCUGCAAGGACGCCAGCAUGCUGAUGUACGAGAUGCGGGGGAAGAAGGAGCGUUAUGAUGUAAUCGAUCUGGAUCCUUACGGCAGUCCUGCCACCUUCCUGGAUGCCGCCGUGCAGGCCGUCAGUGAGGGAGGUCUGUUGUGUAUAACAUGUACAGACAUGGCAGUGAUGGCAGGAAACAGUGGAGAGACCUGCUACAGCAAAUACGGUUCAGUCUCCAUCAAAGCCAAAUACUGUCAUGAGAUGGCUCUUCGCAUCAUCCUCCACAGUUUGGACCAGAGGGCGGGGGUGCACCAGCGAUACAUCCAGCCCCUGCUGGCCAUCAGCGCCGACUUCUACAUCAGGGUCUUUGUACGUGUCUUCACAGGACAGGCCACAGUGAAAAACUCCGCCAGUAAACAGGCUCUGGUCUACAACUGUGUCGGCUGCGGGUCUUUUCACCUUCAGAGGAUGGGCAGGAGGACAGCCAAUGGAAAACACAUGAAGUAUUCUCCAGCCACCGGACCCCCAGUCGGACCAGAGUGUGAGCACUGUGGACAGAGACAUCAGCUGGGUGGUCCUCUGUGGGCCGAGCCCAUCCACGACCUGUCGUUCGUCCAGAAGGUUCUGUCCGCCGUGUCGGGGAACCCGUCCCGAUUUGGGACGUCCAAACGCAUCGAGGGCAUGUUGAGCAUGAUGACUGAGGAGUUGGAGGACGUUCCUCUUUAUUACACUGUGGACAGUCUGAGCAGCACGAUGCACUGCAACACUCCACCCCUGCUGCAGUUCAGGUCUGCUCUCCUUCAUGCUGGCCACAGGGUUUCCCUCUCUCACGCCUGCAAGAACGCCAUCAAGACGGACGCUCCUCCUGCAGUCCUCUGGGACAUCAUGCGAUGCUGGGAGAAGACCAAUCCCGUCAAGAGGGAGAAGCUGUCAGAGACGAGUCCCGCCUUCAGGAUCCUGUCCACGGAGCCCAGCUUAGAAGCCUGUUUCACCGUGAGGGAGGACGCCAACCCUCAGUCCCGUAAACGCCACCUGACCCGCUUCCAGGAGAAUCCUCAGGCCUUCUGGGGACCCAAAGCUCGUGCCAAAGCAGGAGGUGGCAUUUCCACUGACCUGCAGGACAAGAGGAAAAAGUGCCAGAACAAGAGGAAGAACCAGAUCACAGACUCGUCUCAGCUGAAAGACUUCCCCUGCAAGAAGUUCAGGCAGGGAAUUUGCACCUAUGGAGACAAAUGCUGCUACUCCCACGACUCAGAGCCGACAGAAGAGGAGAAAAUGGAGGGAUAAAGUGAGAAUGAGUGGCUGCACUCAGUAUUUGGGUGGGGAACAUGUCAGUUAUUCAGUUUUAUGUUGGAUCCUUUUUGUUUUAAGAUUUUUUUUUUUUUUUUAUUAAAGAAAGUGUUUCAGUCCAAUAAAGUCCUCGUGCUG